Messenger RNA from Lymnaea stagnalis (great pond snail), 22506 nucleotides. The record is from the annotation of a GenBank genome assembly. Lineage: Eukaryota; Metazoa; Mollusca; Gastropoda; Lymnaeidae.
GGAGGUAUAUUCUGUUACUAUUUUCAUGAAGUGGUGGGUUUCGCCACUUCCGGUUUAUUAUUGGGCUACGUAACGGAGUAACUUUGAAUCCAUCAACAUCUCAUCAAAUUUUUUUAUUUUUUGUUUCUGUUUAAAAUUUUUAUUAAAACUAUUCAGCAAGAUGUUGAGUACAAGUAUUUGGAAGUUACGGGAGCUAACAGACAAAGUGUAAGAUUAUUUUAUUGGCUUUCAAUUUUUUUUUACCAAUCGAAAGUGUCAACUUCCGGUUUGUGACACGAAUACAUCUUUCUUAGAAGCACAACAUAAGCCACAAACGAAUAGAAAGACCCAGAGCAAUUUAUUUUUAUUAUGAAACAAAAGUUUGGUCCUGGCAAAAACAUAAUGAAACCCAAUCCCUCAUCUAAAUACUUAAAAAAUCCAAGAUACAUUACACUACACAUAAUGACACAAACACUGGUACUACUAGUCCCCUAACUCUUAGGCCUAGGCACUCUAGGGACUAGGACUACGAGACUACGGGUAUACACUGUAUACUUAACUACGCUAUACCUACUCCUAGUAUAUCAUGAUUCAUUAACAAUACUCAUAAACUCAACAUACAAAUCAAAUACAUGACAUAGGUCCUCCCGAAAAUAUUCUAUAUGAUUAUAAUGUCAAAGAUCAAUGUAGACUAUUGAGUAUUGAGUAUUGUAGAAAGAAAAAGAACAAUGUAGUCAAAUUUAGUAAAGGCCUGCCUAAUGAAAUAGUGCCAAAGGGAUUACUAUAAAAUAAAUUGAUUUAUCAAUCACUUGUUCCAGACUCUGAGAGUCUGAACCCUCUACUAUUGUCAGCAUUGCCCUAAGCUUAAACUUAAAGAAUGAAAUUUAAAUAUAUUGAAAUGGAAAGUAGGCUAAAAGAUCCCCAAAAAACAAGGGGUAUCGCAACUUUUAUAUUAAAUUAUAAAUUAAAGAAAUAGGAUUUCUAUGGGCAAUAAUAAAAGUCCUAGGCUGCAUGAGUUUUUGGUGUAAUUUCAAAAUAGUGUCAGUGUGCAAAAAAAAGUCACUGUUCAGAAUGAAACAAGCAAAAUAGUAUUCAUAAUAUCCUAGUUGACCUAGCUAUGACAAACCUCUGCCAAUGAUAAUCAGUGGGGGAGAGACUGCAUCAGGUUAGGUGGAAGGAAAAAAUAUAUGAGACAAGGUGUGGAAAAACCUGAAAAAGAACGCAAAAAAACAACUAAUGGUCCCUGGUGAAGUUUCACGACUUUGCCAAUGGUCAGCCAAGUUUGGGAAACGCUGCUCUAAGUCUAAGAUAUAACAUUUCAGCAACUUGUUUAUAUUUGUGUUACUCAUUAGUUUGCUGAAAAAGGCUUCUGGCAGACAUGUUUGUUAUUUUGUUGCAUCCCUUUUCAGGUUUUCCCAUACCUUCCUUCACAUACUAUACAUGACAUACUUCCAUAGUCUAUGACAAUGUAUAUAUUUGUUUAAAUUUGAUACAAAAUCAUGGCAUUUCUCCAUUCUGAAUGACAUCAUCAUUUGAAUCAACUGCAGUUAUAAUUAUAAUUGAUUGUACAAUGCCGUAAAUGCACAAGCAUAUGACAAAUCAUGCUUAUGCUGUUUCAGAUGUAUAACAUUUAAGCUUGGCUAGUCUAGGAAAUAAGAAAAUAAAAGCAUCAAAAGAAUUGGUAAUGUCAUAUCAAGCUGUUUUUGUCUUCACUACAUGGAUAAAAAAACAAUGCUAAUAUUGAAUCUUCAUUGAAAAAGUAGUAAAUCAGUCUGCAAAUUAAAGAGAUAAUCAAAACUAUUGGAUGCGAAGAAACUGAUUUAUAACUGUUUUAGUAAAAAUGUUAAAAUAUGAGAUUAAAAUCAAGAUCAGUCCAUCCUUAACUUUUGAGUUUGGUGGACUAGACCCACCCAGGCCAAGGACCUGCACCAGAUUUAUUCAAAAGAUAGGUUAUAAAAUAUUUUUUAACAGUGAUCGGGCGAUUUUAUAGGACUCAAAUAACAAAUACUAAUUAAUGCUAACUGUUUUAUUUAUUUUUAAAAAAUUUUUGUUAUGGCCGUUUUAAAAUAGUUUCAAUAGCAGUUUAUAAGUUAGUCUAUAAUAGGAAAUUUAAAAAAAUGUCAUCAUGUCACAAGAAAUAGUGGAUUUUAAAAAAAAAAUGGCUUUGAAAUGAGACUCAGGCGAGGAAAAAUUAAAGUUAUAUUUCCAGAUUUUUGGCUCAUGUUGAGCGGACAGGCAAUAUAAUUUUCACGGACCGGUGCCGGUCCACAGACAACCACCUUGGAAAUCAGUGAUAAAGAUUACAUUUUAUAUCUAUGUACUGGUAGCAUUUUAUGAUAUCCAAGAGCCAAAUUGCAGAGAAAUAGUUUUAAUAACUUAUAAGGCUGAUAGCAAUCAAUAAAAUGGCAUCUAUCUAUUUAUAAUUGGUGCAGCACUCUUUCCCACCAACAAAAUUCAAGCUCCAUCUUAGAAAUGGUUAAAUUUAAAAAAAAUUAAGUUGAGGAAGAGUACAAAACUGCAAAGGUUUAGGUGUGUGGAUACCGGUAAUCAUUUUAUAUGAAUAACAAAUGACAGUUGUUGGUUGAUAUAUAUAAAUAAUCAUAAUUACAUUAUCACCAGUACAAAUGUUGUAAUGAACUACUCUGAGGUUGAGACGAAGGUGAGAGAAGCAACAAAUGAUGAUGCUUGGGGACCUCAUGGAUCUCUCAUGAAGGAAGUAGCCCAAUACACAUUUACAUACGAACAUUUUCCAGAAGUAAUGGGGAUGUUGUGGAAGAGGAUGCUCCAUGACAACAAAAAAAACUGGAGAAGAGUUUACAAGGUACAAUGUGGAGAAAGUAAAUAACAAAGAAAAAGUCCUUACACAAAAAUUCUGCAUCUAAUAUUUUUCUUAUUGCAUACAUGAAUAACCAUGUACUAAGCCUUCUUCUUCUUUGCAUUAUUUGCUCCAAGUCCAAGUGGUGCACUGGCAAUUUACUUUUUUUCCCCAGUUUUUUGUUUUAAGCUAUUCUUUCAAGCUUAUUCCACCUUUGCUAUUUAUCUCACUCUCUCUGUCGAGGUUUCUUCUUGAAGUGUUACAUAAAUUCUCAUUAAUAUCCUUGAUAGAGACUGUCUAUAACUAUUUGAUUGUCAAUUCAUCCCCAUUUGCUUCUCUGUAUUUUCUGCUGCACAGAUUCACUUCCUGAUCUUUACCUUAUGAUCUCAUUUGAAAUAUAGUUUUAUAGUUUUAAUUUCAGCCAGGGUUAAGAAGAUUUAAAUCAACCAAUUUUAAAUCAUUGCUUUAAAUCUGACCAAUAAAAAUCAUGAAUUUUGAUUUUAAUUGACUUAAAUUAUAUUUAUUUAACUAAUCUAUAAAAACUAAUCUAUUUAUAUUUAAAGACACUUGCUUAGUUGCUGAAAAUAACUUUUGUGCUUUUUUAUGUAUUAUAUUUUUUUUCUUAAUAUAUAAUUAUGAUUGCACAAUUUUGUAGUAAUACAUUUCAUUUUUAUUUAUUUAAAAUUUACAGUUUUUAGAAUUGAUAUAGGGUUGAGAAAGCUGGAAUUUUUAUUUUACUGGAAUUUUUAUUUUAUUAUUCAAAUUGUUAAAUCAGAAGGCUUUGGAAUCAAACAACAUAGACAAAUGAAAAGAUUAUGACACUGAAAAUUAUUUGAAAGUGUGAAACUGGAUUGAAAUUCUUAUUCUUAUAGCUUAGAUAGAGAUUAUAAUAUUAAGCCUAUGACUAUCAUUGAUUAUAAGUUUUUAAAAACUUUUAUUAUUUAUUAUUUGAUAUUUCAUAAUCAUUUUUUUAAGAAUGGAAUGAGAAAUUUUCAAUUGGGAAAGAAGUUUUCAAAUCCCUUUAAAUGGAAUUUUAUUAAUUUUUUGAUUAUUAUUUUACUUAAGUUUAAAUCACUAUGUUAAAGUCCAAUUUAAAUUUUAAGAAAUCUUAUCUGAAUUUUAAAAAAAAAUGUUAUUUAAAUUUUAAAUAUUGUUUUAAAUACUAUUAACUAUAUUAGUUUUAAUCCUUAUGAACAUUAAUACACUUCAAAAUCUAAAUAAAUCCUUUUUAACAAGAAAAAAAAAUCAAUUUAAAAUGUUAAAAUCCUAAUUAAUGAAAAAAAUCCAAUUUUUUACCAUUGCACAUUUUUUGAAAAAAAUUGUAAUUUUAUCGACCCAUCCUUUAGCAUCUUUCACAAACAUCUUUUGAUAAGAACCAGUAAUCUCUAGAUAUUGUAAGUCAUACAGCAGGGUUUCGGGUAUUUUAAAAUUUUGAGGAAAAAAUGGACUAAUAACUUUUUUUAUUGCCUUACAAAGUGUAAUGUAUAACUUAGAAAAUAAACUUGUGACUUGUAAUAUAAAGUAAUAUGUUAAUGAAGAAAUUUUAAAAUUGGCUAAACAUUUUUUUAUGAUAACUUAAAAGUCAGUGGACUCUUUGUUCUUUUCCUUGCACUCCCUGUAAUGCCAUCUCACACUCCAGAUUUGGAAACCAUGUAUUACAGUUCAGUAAAUAUUUCAUUUUUUUCAAAAGCUUUGUAAUUUUGUCAAAAGUCCUAUAAUUGUUAACAUUCUUUUUUACAUUUUAUUUUCUUGUGUGCUGUUAAAACAUCUACAUUACAGGCACUCAUUUUGUUGAACUACCUGAUCAAAAAUGGAUCUGAGAGGGUUGUGACAAGCACAAGAGAGCAUAUAUAUGACCUUCGUGGGUUAGAAAACUAUUCUUUUACAGAUGAACAAGGCAAAGAUCAGGGACUCAAUGGUUAGCUAACCUUAAUUGAUCCAAUUUUUCAUUCAUAUUGUUUUUGGUUAUAUUCUAAACCACAGGAAUUAAAAAUCAGGGAUAGUAAUGUAGAAAUAAAUAUGAUGUAGCUCUGAUGUUGUAAUCAUGCAAUUUUUUUUAUUGCAGCAUAAGCAACUUAUACAUCAUUGUUGAUAGUUUUUCAAAAUUAUUUUUUAAAAUUAUCGUUUAAUUUUCUUAUCAGUUCAGAACAAAGAACAGUGUCUUCAACUGUAUAACUGUAUAAUACAUUUUUUUUUACAAUACAUAAAUAUCUCUGAAACUCAUUAAAGUAAUUAAAAUGCAUUGUAAAAUCCUAGGAUCUUCUUCAUUAAGCUUAAAUAUAAGUUUGUUAAAAUUGUAUACUUUGCUUUGUUUUAGGCCUUUUAGCUAUUAUACUGAUACAUUUCCUUGAUCCAUGGUCUUAUUUUGCAGUGCGUCACAAGGUGAAGGAGCUGCUUGAUUUUAUACAAGAUGAUGAUAGACUAAGAGAAGAAAGGAAAAAGGCUAAGAAGACAAAAGACAAAUACGUUGGAGUUUCUAGUGAAGUAAUGGGGCUUGGUGGUGGAGCAGCAUAUAGUAAGUAUUUUUUAACAGUUGCUCUACAUUGGGAGGGGUUCUCUUCUGUUAUACUUACUUGCAAUAGACAGGCAUAGUAAUACUGCAACAAACUGAGUGAUAAUCUAAAAAUUUAAAAACCCAAGUGUAUGGCAGUUUAUGUCAGUACUACUUUUUAAAAUGAUUAUAUUAUAUUAAUUAUAUUUGUAACAUUUUCUACAUGCACAGUUUAUGCCUGGAUAAGCUUAUUGGAAGUGGUGGUGUUUUAAUAGAAAACUGCCUGCCAUGAGUUUGAGACCGGGUUUGAUUCCCAGUUCAUGCAGUUUUAUAUCCAUCAGUAACAAUUAUUUUUUGUCAUAUUAAUUAUAUUUUUUUAGGUGACCGAUAUGACGAAGAGCCACGAAGCUACAGAGAACGAGGACCAAACCAAAUGGAAGAGAUUGAAGAUUGGGAUAGUGGUAAAAAAUCAGUGGUCAGUGGUGCCAUUGAUAAAGCAAAAGAUUUAUGGAACCGUGCCCAAGGCAGGCAGGCACCUGAUGAGAUGUAUGACUAGUAUGUUUUCUAAGCAUGCAAUUUUUGGUGCUUUACCUUUUUAUAGAUUUUUAAAAAAAAUGUCUUUCUCUCUAUUCAUAGCUGAAAGCUGUUCUCUUUUUUGUUGCCUAGCUGAGUAUUAAUUUGCUCUCUUCUUUUAAAGUUUUUGUGUUUAAACAAAUGAAACCUAUCUGAUGCAUACCCCUCCUCAUUUUUUUAUGUAUAUUGUUUACAAAACAUUUAAACCAAUGGCUUAGUUAUUAUAAAAUAUGUUAAAGAGAGAUAUAUUUUUAUUAAAAAUGAUACUGUACUUGAAAGCUUAACAACCUUAACACAAUCAUCUCUCUGCAUGAUGAAAAUGUACAUUUUAUAAACUCAAGAUCGUUUGAUUAAUAUAGGUAUUUUUAAAUGUAGCCUUGUGGGUAUCAAAACUUUUCUUGUUCCUUGUGUUGUCAUUUUCUUACACUAACAUUAGAAACUUGAGAGUAACCUAAAAUGCAUUUUUUCCCUCCAUUGUUUCAAACUUUCAUUUUUUUUCCAUUUCUGUAGAAUUUAGCAUGAAAUUAGGACUUUUUUUUGUUUGCUAUGUCAUAUAUGUAGAUGUUCAUAGAUUUAUGAGUCUUUAAGUUAUAAUAUUAAUUUUUAUAUUUUGUUAUAAAGUAAUAAAUAUGGAAUCCGUACAUUAAAAUUACGAAAGUGCCCAUAGUGUCUGAAGUACUGAAUAAUAGAUACAAUUUAUUUUGCAGUGAAAGGUUUCUCACUAAAAUUAAAAUGUUUGCUUCUAGUGAUCCAGAACGUUAUGAAGAAGAGGGUUGGGAUAAAAGCAAAGAAAAAGAGAAGGAUUCAAGAGAACGUAAAGCUGAACGAGAUAGGUAUGAUUUUAAAGAUGACGAUGAGGAAUACACAUCAGUGGAAAGAACACAUACAACUAAAACUGAAAAGAUCACAACAAACAGAAGAACGCGAUCCAUUGGUAAAAAGCUUGACUUAGGGGCAGCUUCAGGUCUUGGCAAGGAUGGAGAUAGCCAGGUAUGUGCAUGUAAGGAGUUUCAGCUGCUGGUCAAGUAAUUUAAAAAAACUUUAUUAGGGUUCUUGGACAAAUUUUAAUUUAGUUAUUUACAUUAGGUGGGUAACAUUAAUGGUCAGAGGUAAAAAUGGAAAGACUUAGUAUGGGAAAACCUGAAAAAAGAACACAACUAAACAACCAAUGUGUCUGCAGGAAGCUUUCAUCAGCGAAUAACCAACAAUAAAAAAUUAAAUAAAAGUAAGACUUGGCUGAAAUGUAGUAUCUGAGAUGGCAGCGAGAGGAUGUGAGGUUAGAGGUAAUAGGUUGGCACAAAGAGCAAUAUAUUUGAGUGUUUAAAUUUCUACUGAAUUUUUUUAUAUUCAAUGCAGAGUCAAACAUCUGCUUCCCAUGAUUCAGCACCUAGCUUGUUUGAUCUGUCAGAUCCAGCAGGUGGACAAGAAGGCUUUGCUGAUUUCUCUACUUUUCAGUCUGCAGCUGUUACAAAUGAUGAGUUUAAUCCCCGUGGUAAGCUAGACAAAAUAAACAGAUUAAAUUUUAUUUAAAUAUAAUUUUAAUAUUCUUAAUGGUUAAUGAAUGUACGGUAAAUGAACUGUAAAUUAUACAGAUUUUGAUAUUGCCAAUAUUAUGAAUUCAAUUUUAAUUUUUUUUCUUGUACAUCAUAAAAGAUAAACAGAUUUAAAUGAAAGGGUGUAUAAAACAAUACAUUUUUCAAAAAAGUUAAUUUUAUGUGAGCUCUUUGUAAAGAUUGCACAAAACUUUGUCUUAAAGAGGUAUCUCGAUUUCUUUUAGCUUCAGGCAGCAAUGAUUUUGGUGAUUUUUCUAAAGUUGGAACUAACACAUCAAGGUUAGACUCAAACUUCUUCUAAAAAACGUUAUUACCACUCUAGUGAAAAAUAUAACAUUAAAAAAAGUUUUAUUUGUUUGUAAAAUGAGUUCUCUUAUGUCAUUGAAAAAUAAUUCCUUAUCAUUCCAAGCCGUAAAAGGUAGUGUUCCAUAAUAAGCAAUUAUUAUAUGCCUUUUACCUUCCAUAUCAUGCUUAGGAAUGACACAAAAUGACAUAACCAUAUGUAUAUUCUUAAUAAGUUUGACACUUUAUAUCAUCUUUUGUCAAAACCUUUUAACACAUUUUGAAAUUAUUCCACAGCACCCAAGGUGGCUUUGCUGACUUUGCCCAGUUUAAUUCUGCAACUUCUCCUCCUUCAAUAUCCCCACUGGUUGCAUCUGUUCCUGCUGGCCCAGCCACCACUCAAUCUGGUUCCUCAGCAGUCAAUGACUUGUUUGAUGUCUUCUCAGCUCCCUCUGUGGCUCCUGGUCUUACCCCAAUGUCUGCAGGUGGCAUGAUGAUGCCAGGGAUGGUUAUGACUAACAUGAAUGUACCCCAAGGAAUGAACAUGGUCAGUGUUAUUUUAUUUAUAAAAGUGCAUUUAUGAUUAUUUUACUAAAUUUUUCACUGGUUGGAACAUUUGCAAUAAGAUAAAUGCAGGGACUUGAAUCAGAUCGGGGGUGGAAAUGUUCUCACUAGAUUUUUUUGUGACACUUAAGUCUCAAAUUAAUGUGGAUUUUGUUUCAAAUGAAUUUGAUUCUUAGUCACAUCAUCUUCUUUUGUGUAUUUUAUCUGACAAGUCUAAUUUUUAAACUUUGCUGGAAAGCUGCUUAACACAUAAGGUUCAUAUGCAAGAGUGGGUCAUCUGUAGAUCUGCUUAGUAAAUGUCCAACAAUCUGUGCCAACUAAUUCUUGGAUGUUUCCUCUAGGUGCCGGGAAUGAUGCCCAUGAGUGGAAUGACACCAGUUAUGCAACAGGUAAACAUUAACAAUUCUCAUUUCCUAACUUUUCUCAAUUUUUUUUGCCAUGCUCUUGGGCAUUUAUCAUGGCAUUAGUGUGACUCCACAUUACAUAAUUUAUCAGAAGUGAAUCAUAUUAUUUCUCAUUUGUUGACAGGAAUAUCAUAUUUGCUUUGUAUUGAGAAAUCUGGGUAGUUAGCUGGAAUGAAACAAAAUUUAGUGACUGGGGAUAAGUUGAACUAACAGUAUUGUUUUCUUAAAGUGACGUUUGAAAGAAUAUUGAGAAAAUUUUAGAUUUGGAAAAAGAGCAUGACCUUUUUUUAAUGGACGUACAUUUCUUCAAAAUGCAUUAUUAUAUAAUUUGUUUUGCUUUAAUUUAGGGUGUGCUUUUUUUUUCUGGAGCACGUUUGAUAAAUGAGGUCCUUGCUAAUUAUUAUUCUUUAAAUAGUGUCUAUAAUUCAGGUCCGGGAAUGAACGAAGCUGAAGUUGGUAGCACUUUUUGAAUUCUAAAAUCUGUAGUGUCUCAUAAGAGCAGAAACAAAUAAUUAAUGGGCUCAUUGGAAUUUAUUUAAUUAUGUUUAAAACAUAAUUUGUGCAGUUCAAUGUGUGGUUAAUGUGCUAUGAGGAUGUGAAGUAUUGUCAAACAGUGACAUUAAGUUAUGAUUGAGUUGAUUGAUAUAUUUUUUAAAAGAGGUUAUGAAGCACUCGUAAGCUGUGAUUGAAUGGUAUUGUAUUAGUAAAGACUGGUUUUAUGGAUGUGCAAAGAUUUUAAAAUAGGUGAGAGCAGUCACCUGUUACAAUUGAUUGUAGAGUUUUUAUUAAAUUGAAACAGACUUAGAGUAGGGGUUGGUUGUAGUAUUUAAAUGGUGAUGGUUGUAGCGAGGUUGUAGAUGUGAUCUUUGAUCCUCAGCCAAUGAUGAUGCAGCAAUCGAGUAUGACCCAGCCAAUGUUAAUGCAGCAAUCUGGUGUCAAUUAUCCAGGGAUGAUGGUCUUAGGGUCAGGGGUCAAUUCAAACAUGCAGGUAACUUUUUAACGUUGAUUUUUAUUUUCCCCAUUUCUUUCUACGUUGUGCUUCUUAAUUUGAGUAUUAUGUUCAUUGUCAUAGAGAUUUUGUCAAACCCACUUCUGCAUAACACACAAUUGUUUAAAAUCUUUUUGUAGUAGCAUUGAAAAUUGAAAAAAAAAAUACAGUGUUAAACAUCCUUUAAACUUAGUUUGUAGAUGUGAAAGCUAAUAAUCAUAUUUCAUUAUUUUGUAUAAGGGUCUUAAAAAUAUUUCACUACCAUUUACAUAACAUUAUAUCUAGAUUUGGUUCCUGAUGCAUUUUGUUAUAAAAUUAUGAGGUGACUUUUUAGUGAUUUUAAACUGCCAUGACCUAAAGUAAUAGACCUGUCUUCUUAGUUAGUGUUUCAAAUGGGCCAUAUAGCUCUUAAGCUGCAUCACCUGCACUUGUCUGGGACUAGGUAGAAAGUUAGUUAUAUUGGUUCUAAUCCAUGGUUAUUACCAUUAGGUCAGGCCAUCUGGUCUAGCAAGUCAGAACACCAGUGUUAAACAAGGGACUAGUGGAGAAAAGGUCUGUUUAUUUUUCGUUGCCCUUUUAAAACCUGCUGGUUCUCAUCUAACAUGCGACUCCUGCCUGUCGUACUAUUGGACAUGAACAGCUGAAAUUUUUUUAGCAAAAAUAUCUAUCUUCUAACUUAAUUGAUUUUAAAAAUAACACAUUGGGUGUGCUUUUUAAAACUGGGAUGUAUUUUGCUUGUUCUGAUAUAUAUGCUUACCUUAAAAUGCAUUUUCAAAAAAUAAUAUCAGAAGCUCUUUUAAACUUGUUUCUCUGUUAGACAUUCUUAUAGAAUUUAAAAUCUGUGCUUCUUAAAUAAAAAUAUUUUAUGUGAAGAUUUAUGAAAUGUCAAAACAGCAUAUUUUUUCUGCUUUAAAUUUGUUGUAAAUAUUCAUUUAAAAAAAACAUGAGAUUUGUGCUCUAAAAUGUAUCAUUUUGAAAGUUGAGAAGCACUGCUUUAUGAUAAGUGAAAAAUUUCAAGAUUGUUACAAAUGUAAUUUGAUAUUCAGCAAACAAUGUAUGUGCUAUUUCACUCUACAUUUAUUUAGAUCUGGUAAAUCUUUUAACCAUGCCUUGUGUAACUGAGCAAUAAUUGAAAAAGUCAAGUUGAUGAAUUUUAAUCUAUUCAUUUUGAUUCAAAUGAAUAUCAUUUUAUCUUUUAAAAAAAAAAUCUAUCUAAUUAUCUAAAAAAUUUCUUUGAAUUGCUAUAAUAAAUUAAUUAGACUUAUUUCAUGGUUGUCCUAUGUUUCUCACCCCUCCAUGGUCCUUCUGUGAUUACAGCACCCACAUAAGUCAACAAAAUCACUUAGCAUUUUCAAAAUAAAUUUGAGUUAAUAAGUAAUUUCAAAUAUCUAUAGCUUUUGAUGACAAUAUUGAUGGCUAUGACUUGUGAAAUUGUUGAAAAACCCUUUAAACACAAGUCACCAAUUACAAGUAAUAUCUACUAGAAGUUUGCUUGAAUACUAGCUAGUGAUAACCAUUCUAACAUCUAUACUCAAGCUCAGUAUGAUUUCCUAACUCCUUAUAGCUAUGAAAAUAUCUCGAUCGAAUGCCACUGUCUGAGGUCUGUUGAUUGAUUCAGAAAUGCUCAUAAACUAACAGCAUUGCUUCUUUGUUUGGUUUCAAUAUAUUUAUUUUUGGAAACAGUCAUAAAAACAUAACCAUUUUACUUUCAUAAUAUGACUUACUGUUUAGUUAUAGUUUGGUAAUGGGCCAAUCAUACACAUUUUUGUAUCUUAUAAAUUAAAAAAAAAAUAGUGACAGGGUAAAGACUGCUGCGAAAGGUGGAAGAUCGUUUCAAAUACACAAAAAUGUGCACUUAUGUGUCAUUUUCACCCCCACCAAAUUCUCCCAAUACAUCCUAUAUUUAUAAUGCCCUAUUUUACCCUACCAAACAGCUUGUUGUCAUGGUGAAUCUAUUACUCUAUUCCAUCUCCAAAAAACUAAAAACGUUUUGGCACAAUUUUGUAUGUGAUAACCUCAUUGUAUUCUUCAUGCAAUAUGCCGUCAUCCCUCUAUAUUACUUUAAUAGGGCCAUAUACUAUAUAUUUACACAUUUAUUGCUAGAUGAGUGCUAUGGUUUACAUAAAUGUGGUUUUGUAUUUAGUUCAUUGGAGGACAAAUGCUUGUAAUAUAACCACAAAACUUGGAUUUCAUUAUUUUAGAACCACUUUUAAGUGCCAUAACCAGUUUUCUGAUUUUGGAAUACAUCUUUUGUUCACACAUCUUUAACAGUAUGUUGAAAUAACAUGCUCUCUCUCUUGCUACUUUAUUCCAUAAUAAAUCACGAGUUUCUUUAUUGUGUGCUGAUGUUUUUGUCUCAUUUUAAUUUUACUUGGCCAUUUUUAAGAUUGAGAAAAGAGACAUGAUCAACAAAGUUUAACUUUCGUGUAAUAACUUUUCAUGUAAUAAUUUUGCUAUCUGUGAAUGCUAUUUUAAUAAACUGUCUCAGACCACAACACCCAUACACCAUCCACACACAAAAAAAAAAAAGAAGAAAGAGAGAGAGAUGUUAAUACAUUAAAUCAAAAUAUUAUAGUAAGCCUUACUGUCUGCCAACAUUCUCUGUUUGUACUGAUUGUAAUUGUAAUAACUUUUGUAGUGAAUGAUGCCCAUUUUUGUUGUGGAGAGAGUUGGGAUAAGUUAAAAAAUAAAGAGACUUCUUCCAAAGUUCUCUACUCAUUUCAAAAUUUUAUAACCAAAAACACUUGAAAGCUUUAAUUCUGAGUUCUUGAACUAAAUUCAGACUAGUCAGUAAAAAAAUAUAGAACCAAUUAUAUAAAGAUUUUACAACUGGAUAAAAAGUCUUCUAAAAAUGUUUGAAUAAAUGUAAAAAAUGUAUUAUUUUCUCUACAUUUUUAUUGGCAUUUUUUUGUCUUAAUCAUCUGUCCUCUCAGAAGGGCAACACAUGGAAUGAUACACCAGUCAAUAUAAGCCUGGAUGGUCUGACCCCUGGCUCAAAACUUCACAAGCAGUCCUCCCAGGGUCCUUCUCUCAACCAACUGACCGGAGGCCAACCAAUGCCACAAGGUAUAUUUCACUCUUGCACGAGUCAAUAAAUGGCUGUAUUUAAUUUUAAAUAUUCCACUUUUUAAUAUACAUUCUGUGAAAAUUUGCCCACCCAUUUAAGUGAGAAUUAUUGUGACAUAAGAAAUGUUAUUAUAUCAUUAGUAUCUGUAUAUGGAUGCCUAGAUAAAGAAAUGUUAUUUUAUCAUUAGCAUCUGGAUAUGGAUGCCUAGAUACUUGUUUGUGUUAUUUACUUAAAGAAGAUCUAAAUGAAGUGGAGGGAGUCAAAGAAAUAGCAUCUUUUAAGUAUUUUAAAUGUGUUGAUUAGCUCAGUUAUUUGAAGAUGAGUUUCUUUCUAGGUUGUUGGCUGUAUUAUUUAACAAGAAAUUUAAAAAGCUAGAUUGUGCAGAGCUUGUUGAAUAUGUAAGCACUUCCAAAAAGCAUGGCACAUUAGUCAUUAACCACUUUCAUUAACUGUCCGGCUGCAUCAGUUUGGUUAUGUCUCUUGUCUUGUCUCAUUUAAAAUAAUACGUUUAAUGUUGGGUUCUUUCAUUUCUUUUAGAUUUUCUUUUCACAACAUAAAACUGUUUUCAACAAUAAGAUUGCUGAAACAAAUAUAAUAUAGGUAACCGAGGUAAUCUCUAUAACAAUGAGAGGCUGGUUGGUAGAGCAGACACAUGGUGUGUGUGGAUAAGUCCUGCUCAUAUUUGUCAUCUAUCUCCUAUUUGCCCUCCCCACCCCACUCCCCAAGGUGUCCUAUGGUACCCUGAAGUGUUUACAGGUAGGCCAGCCCUUGGUGUUCUCAGCAUGGUUUCAUUCUUUGGCCUCAUUUUGUUUGUUACCUUGGUGUUCCUUAUUCAUUUCCUUGACAGAUGUGCAUGUAAGACCCCUACCUCUGCACUGGUGGUACUUUCACAUUUCUUGUGGUAGCACCUGUGUUACAGAUACUACCUCAGAAUGGUACUUAUUUUCAUGUAAAAAAACAAGGAGUAAAUAUUCUUGAGAGAAGAUGCCAAAAGUUGGUAGUUUAGAACGGAGAACGACUUUAAAGUUCUUAUUUUGUUGAAACAAAUAAAUAUUUAUGGCCAUUCAUUGCAGAACUUGUUAUAUUUCUCUAUCAGAUUACUCUUUCUUGACUUUAAAGUUUUAUAACGACACUGACUUUCUCCGUUUUUAAAAAUUUUUUACAUUUACUGUUCAUAUGUUUAUGGAUCUCUUUUAUUUACUGUUCUAUGUUACCCUGAAUGGUUUAUCUUUUUCUGUUCCAGUUUCACUCGAUAAGAAUUGACACAAAAUAUGUGAAACAUAACAUUAAGAAAAUCUAUCAAACAUCCAUUUAUGUAGAUACGGUAAUAAAUAAGAUAAGAAACAGAUUAGGACUAUAAUUCAAUGUGGAAUAAAAUUAUUAUUUUAAAAAUCAAACUCAUAUUUGUGUACACACAAAAUUAAAGCAUGUUUUCAAAAUUUUCGUUUCAAUAACAUUUUUUGUAGAACUAUGUUUUGGUAGCAUCAGUUUAUGUCUCAGAGGAGGAUAAUGUAGAAUGCUCCUUGUGUGAACGUUUUUUGUUUCCUUUUAACUACUUUGAAAGAAAGAUAUCUGUUCUUAUUUUCAGCAUGCUUAGUCACAGUCAGUGUUGUAAAAUGGUUGUCAUAAUAACUUGAAACAUUACAUGUCAACAUAAGUUAGUUUGUUAUAAAGAAGUUAUUUAUUUUUUUUUGGUUUAGUUUUUGGUUACCCAGAAAGACUUUUUAAAACAUUCUUAUAAUUAUUGUAGUGUAUCAAAUCAGAGUUUUAAAAGAGACUGUCAUUAAAUACAUUGUAAAGCACAGUUGUCAAAUGUAAAACAUUGAUUGUUCUUAGUUGCAUGACCAACACCUAUGAAGAGGUGGCAUACCAGAGACUGGGGUACUGAAGAUUUCUUAUGGGGCUCUACUAGAAAUAAGUUUCCCAUUGUGAUCUGCUGAAUAUUACAUACCAAGAAGACUAUUUUUUUUCUGCCAACUAAUUAUGUAAAUAAAAUGAGGAAAAAAUGCACCUAUUUUUAAACAAAUAUUAGUUAAGUAUAAAGUAAUGAGUUAAACAUAACAAUAAUUGUUAUUAAAAAAUCAUGAUUUAGGAAAUGAAAAGAAAUAAUAAUUUAACUUUGAAGUGAAUCAGCUAACUUGAAGUUGUAGGAAUUUCAUUCAGUCUAUGCUUGGAUAACAUCUGUUGAUAUGAGUGCAUGUGUUAAAAAUAGGGUUGCACCAAUAAGCUAAUUGCUAAAAUGGCCAGUACUGAAGAAGGCCAACAAUACAAAUUUCACAAAAUUUAUAGUUUCUGACAAUCUUACUUAAAAUAUUUAUAUGCAGUGUACUUUAGGGAUGGGCUAAUUUUAUCCUGCAGAUCAGUGUUUUUCAACCUUUUUAUUGGAAUGGAACCAUUUGGCACAUUUAGAUUGCUCAAGGCAUGUGAUACAAGGGCUUGUUCUAUUCAAAAUAGAAGGAAACUUUUUCACAAGGCAGCCAUUGAAUGUCAAUGUGUUUGGAUGAGUGUGGCACGAUCCACUUUCACGCUUUCAUAAAGUUUGGCGAACUAGCGACAAUUCAGAGGUCUCAUCUUCAUAUAAUAAACAAUUUUCACCAACGUGUCCAUCACAGACUGAAACUCAACUCCAAAUGUUUUAGCAAUUAGUGCCUCUCUCUCUGUGUGGAUGAAAUAGUGCGUGACCAUGAUAGCUGGAUUCAAAUGUCGCAUUAGCUAGACAAAACCUUUGACAUUUCCCUUUUCAAUGCCAACGCAGUCUUUCCAGUUCAAGUCAGAACUGAAAAUAUGAAUUGACAAUGUCAGAUAUUUCUUGUCCUUUAUUGUUUCUGGUAACUUCUUACAGCAGAAAAAUCUUCACCAAUAGUUCUAUUUUAAUAUAGCGUACAAAAUUCAUAAGAUGUGUUUUACCAUUUUUUUCUUCCAUGCACAGUGCCAAGAAUUUAUGUGUCUUUAUCUUUACUAAAACAUGACUAUUAAUUUAGCUGGACAUGUCUGAAAUACAUCUGCUUGUCUUAUUGUCUGACAGUGGAAUCUAAUUAAUGUCAGACACAUCAUUCUCAACAAACAUUAUUGCAGACCUGUUUACCCUCAAACUCUUAAAAUCGUACAAUAUCAUCACAAAAUCGUUCAAUACAUUAUCUUAAUAGUAAAAAAUAAACAUACAGAAUAUGUAAUGUAUCCAACUUAAAAUGGUACAUUGUACUCCAAAAUCGUAUGAGUAAACAGGUCUGUUAUUGUCACAAUUUCUCGGGUUGCUGGUAAGAUUACGGUUUUGGCAAGUGUAUGAUUUUAUUUUCAUUGCAACCAUCUCCAUUGCAGCAUAACUUGCUUGUUGAGCUUUGUCUCUUAUCUUUAACUUUUUCUUGGAAGUGGCUGUUUUUUAUUUUUGCUGUUUGUUUUUUAUAAGUACGCCACAUUCUUGAGAGCUACAUCUGGAUGUUUAGUUGUUAAGUGCUUCAUUUAAGCUGGUGCCAUGGCACUAUUGACAAGUCAAGAUUUUCCCCGCAGACAACACAGAAUGGGAAAGGGCAGUCUGAAUCUCCUGCCCAAAGUGAAUCCCAUAGCUAAGUUUACUUUAAGAUUUUGAUUAAUGUCAAUUAUUUGGCAUGUUUUGCUCUCAUAAUGUGGUACUAGCUCUAGCUUCAGUUGACUGCUCUUGAGUUUUAUCUUGGUCAUCAGUUGUGGUAUUGUUUAAUUUUCUCUUCUUAAUAAAUCGAUCCAUAGUCGCGUGAAAAGAACAGUGUUAUGAAAAUUAAUUCAAACGCUAAAAGCUCAUUGUGAAAAAAAACUGAAACAGUAAUUAAGUUGAUUAACAAUGACUAAUUACCAUACAGUGUGGGUGUCACCAGACUUGGUCUCUGGCGAGUUCAACCAUUAUUUUUAUAUUUUUACUGGCCGCCGGAGGAACCCCGGUUAAAAAACACUGCUGUUGAUAUUCACUCAGGGAUCUUAAGUCCCAUAGUGAUUGCUCAUUAGUUGUUGAGACUUGGUUGAUGUGGUUGAAAUUUGUUUAAACAUGAUUUAUUGCAUGCAAAAAGCUUUCUGUUAUUUCAAUGCAUGCAUGGUCAGACUCUAAUGUUCAGUGUUGUCCACCUGGAUUUAAUGUUGUAGCAAGGUACCCCAGAUAUCUGUCUAAUGAUAGGAUGUUAUGUUGCAGGCAUGGGUCUCAUAACUCCUGGAAUGGGAGGCAUCAAUCAAGGUAUGGCUAACAUGAGCUUGCAGAGCCCUACUAACCCACUCAUGCCAUCCUCCAUGAUGGUAGCUGGAAACCCAAGGCCUGUCAUGUCCAAUAUGGGUAAGAUGACAGUGUGUCUUUGAAAAAUGCUUUAUAUAAGUCAUUUCAGUAAUUAGAACUUGAGAAUAAAUAUUACCUAUAAAAAAAACUGCAGUGUUAUAAAACUCUUGAUGAUUAAAAUGUUUGGCUUUAACUUUAAUGAGGUCUUUAAUUACUUCAUGUGCAACCUCUUGUGCUAAAGACAAUAUUAGUAGCAUUCUUGAGUGUACAAUUAUUAUUUUUGUAAAUAUAUGUUAGAUACUAUCAGUGGCAAUAUUUUUGCUAUCUGCUAUCACUGCUCAGAGUUUAAGAAGAUAUGAUUUAGAAAAAAUUGCAUUUGCAAUUAGUGGCGGAUGCUUAAGAUAUCUCAUUUUUUUUUGUAGCAUAAUACUAAUAAUAGUAGUUGCCUGAACAUGUUAAUUAUUCUUAGGUAUGAUGGGUAUGGGUCAGACGCCAAUGAUGACUGGAAUGCCACAGGGAACUAUGAUGGCUGGAAUACCUCAAGGCACCAUGAUGAAUGGAAUGCCCCAGGGAACCAUGAUGGGUGGGAUCCCUCAAAACCCCAUGGGAAUUCAGAUGAUGUCAACAACUAACAUGGCAGGCCAGGCAUCUUUCCAGAAAAGGACAGACACAGCUUUUUCAGCUUUUGGGAAUGUAAAAAAUUAACUUUUUUUCAUACUAUUCUUUGACCUAAGAUGAACUAUCACUAGACAGAACAUAGAGAUGUGGUUUGAUUUCAUGGUUGUGUCUGUCAUUGGAGAAUUUUCUGCUGCGGGGAUUUGAAUAUGGGAUCAAAUUGUUUUUAUUAUUAUUGCAUAUUUUCAGCGGUCUCCAACCUAUAACUAUAUGGCCCAUUUGUGUGUCAUUAGUUUGUAGCCCGUUUUGAGAACUAGUGUGUGAAUGUGGUUACCGUUCAUCAGUAAUUUCAGUUAACUUGAUUAGCCUUUAGUUGAUAGAAACAAGCGAAACUGAUGGGGUCUUCAGGAUGCGGGCUACUGUUAAAUAUCGAACAAUGUAUUCAACAACUACAGCAAACUUUGUUAUUCAACUUGUGAUAUUGUAUUCCAGCUUAUUGAGCUGUUGUUACCCUUCCCAAGCUAGUGAAUCAGAGAUGUGUUCUCUUUACACAAGUAUAUGCUUUAGCAAUCAAAAGCACCUUGUCAUUAUACUCUGUUAAAUGAAGUGAUAACAAUGAUGAAGUGAUCUGUUACAAGAAACAUCUAUAAAUUCUCAUCUAGUGUGAGGGAGGGGGCCUGUAAAGCGGGGUGAGGUGGUAUAAACCUGAUAUGAAAUCUUUCAACCGUAGGCAAUGUGAUUUCCAAACCAUUGAAUGGCAAGUAUUAAGGUUUACAGAAUGUGGUAUAUGUAGACUAUGUACAUCAAAGUGGUUUGUGUUGGGGGUUUUGAAUUUUUUUUUUGUCAGUGCACUGAAUAGAGCUUGACCUGCAACUAAUGGAGUAAGUUAAUGUUAACACUUUAAAACCUAGACUCUUCCAUUUCCUGGGGUCUAAAGGUGCAGACAAGCAGAUCACACACUUUAAAUACCAGUAGUGUAUGAUGGGAAAUAUCACCAGCUGACAAAUGUCUGUAAAAUUGUGUUGCUUAAGAACCACUUCAAGGUAACAUGAGAUAGCUGUUGUAGUAUUGUGAUUGAGAAUGUUGUAGAUUAUAAUCUUUUGUGUUAAGGUUCAAAACCAUAUUUGUAUAACUCAACUGUCAAGCUUGUAACAGAACAUGUCAUGUUGAUUCUUCAUUUUUUUGAGGUUGGGAAAGGGCAGUUUAUAGCUCUAAAAUGCAACAUAAAUUUAUUUGUAAUAUUUAUUUUGAUUUAUUUAAAAAAUUUCAUUCCUUGACAAUUGAAAAAAAGAAAUGUAUAAAGUAUGAAUCUACCCAUUUAAAGUUUUGCUUGAUUUAAAAUACCUAUUGAUUGAAUGCUGUGUGCCCAGGGGUGGUCCUGUACAUUUUUUUCUGAGUGAUGUGAGAUCUCUUGAUUAUGUGUACACAAUUCCCCUUGUUCCACAAUGACUAAAAUAUUUACAAUUUUAUUGCCAACCCAUGCACUAAAAAGUAUUUGAAACAGCAACGAGGAUUAGUUUCCAUUUAUACAUUUAAAUUAUUUAUGCAGUUGUGCACACUUGGGGUAUGUGGUUAGCAAAGCUUAUCUUAUUAUCUGAUGUAAGGGAAGACUACAUAACUAAACGCACUAUAUGGAUGAGCUACCUGUAUGGGAUAUUACUCUUGUGUAAAUCACAGCAUUGUAAGGUUCCGGUUUCUGUGUUUUGCUACUUACAUUUAUUUAUUUUACAAUGGGAUUUAGUAUAUUUUGACCAAAGCAUCUGAUAAAUUAACUUACUUUUAAUUUUAAAAUGAAUCAUUAUUUAAACUUAAUUUAUUAUCAUACUAUAGUAUAAAUAAAUGACUAAAAUAUUAUUAUACCAUAAAUGCAUGUAAACAACCUAAAAAUAAGCUUGUAUUAAUAAUGUGAGUGAAUUUUGAAUGAUGGACAGUUCAUAAUUACAAUUACUACUGUACAUAUCCUGUAUAAUACCUAAUCAUCAUCCCACCUAUAACAUUGCUCAACCAUGGCUUAUUCUAAAAAAAUGUGAAAUGAUAUUGUUGGGUCUGAAAUUAGGAAGCAUAUUAUCUUUCACCCCAUCAGUGGAAACAGUUUUUAUAGUUAAAUAGUAUUCUACCUUAUAGACCAUAAUUCAGGAAGUGUAGGUUUGGGCCCAGUCUUCAUCUUAUGUUUUACAAACUCUGAUAAUUAACAACUAUCCUUUGACUUUUCACUUUGACUGAUUCUAUACAUUAUAUUAAAGUAUGCAGUCAAAUAAGACAAGACCAUAAUUACCACCAAGGCUAGAACUGCUGUCUAUGAGUAGGAAAGUUAUUUGGAGGUCAGUCCUGAUGAAUAUGCUUUGUUUGAAACAAUGAAUUGAUUUUCUGAUACUGUUUUGUAUGAAAUAUAACUAUACAUUAAAUUACAUUGAUACAUUUACAUAUUAUGGUGACACUGUAAAAUGCAAUAUCUGAAAUAUAUGGAACACACAUGGAAAUUUUUAUGUUGACCACUUGUAUAACAGUACACAAAGCGUAUACUAUAUGUGGGCAGCAGAGAAUUGUUCCUAGAAGCUGCAUGUGCAUCUGUUGUAUUAAGAUGAUCUGUGAUGCACAUUUUAAGCUGCUAUUUCUACUGCAUUUCUAAUUGAUGCAAAUCUUAUUUCAUGUAAAAAAACAACAAAAAAACAAAAUACAAUAACCAGCUUUAUACUUGUGAAUAUAUUUAUAUAAGAUUGUUCUAUAGAAUACAUUUCUAAACUAAACAAUUUCUAUGUUUGCUAAUGUCAACUUGGGCUGUGCAUAGUUGAUGCUUUAGAAAUCAUCACAAAUAAAGGGUUCAAGUUAUAUUUGCUUGUUGUAGUUCACCUCAUGUAGUCAACACCAGGGGGGACUGGGACACCGGGAAGAUUCCCGAUGGGCCGCUAGGACCGGUGAUAUAAUAAAAAUAUAAGUCAUGAAGAUAGGGCCGCUUUUUGUUUUUUCCCCGGGCCGCUUUGAUUUUUUCCCGGGCCGCUUGAACCCCCCAGUCCACCCCUGGUCAACACAUUGUAAGUAUGUAUUUUAAUUUCAUUUAAAAUACCAUUGCCAUUUCUUCCUGGCCCUUAAAUCUUGUACUUGUAAGAUUUUAUCCAAGUGCCAUUCCCAGUAAAAAAGUUACUCAUUCUAAAGCUGAUUUAAAUACUUUUUAAAAUAAAAACUACUACUUAAAACUUAUUUUUUUUUCUCUUUUCGUUUUUAAAAAAAUUUGGUAAAAAAAUUUCUUGUACUUGUAGUGAAUGCAGUAAUUAUUUACUGGAAGUUGAUGUACCGGUACUAUGGUUGACAGGUUUUAUUACAAAUAAUUAAGGUAGUUGCUGUGUCCCUAUCAGAACCCUUAUGAUUUACUAAAGCAGUCAUAUCUCAAAACAAAUGGACUCCAUCUAAAAACUUUAAUUUUACAAAAGUAACACAGUGAGUAUGAAAGACAUUUUAUUAAAGGAGAAUUCUGAAAUUCUAUUCUUAGAUCUAACGACACUAUAUUAAUAUAGUAUGGUACAGACACUUGCCACUGAUGCAUGUAGUGUACAUAAUUUAGAGCUAGAAAUAUCCAUAUUUAAGGCACUCACAAGGAACAGCUGGAGAACUUGGUAUAUUGCAUGCAUAUCACAUAAAAUACAGAUUGGUACUAGAUAUUUCGAGUCUCAAAACUUAUUUGAUCAGUGAUGAUUGAUAAAAAAAAUAUUUAUUUUUAAAUAAGUUAAAUGCACCUAAUUUUGCAUGAUUGCCCAAUGGGAUAAGAUGUCUUCAAUGAUAUCAAGUAUAUUAAAUAUUAAGCCUUAUAAUUUACUUUGUUAGUUCCAAGCUGUUCUUCUGCAACCUAAAUUGGCCACUCCUUUAAUUAAUAAAAUCCAACACAACUUAUUAAAAUUCACAUCAAAAUGUUUGCUGACAUUUAUUAUGAAAUAAUAAUCAAGAAAAUACUUGACCCUAACCAAUCUGUACACAAACAAUGCAAAGUCCCAAAAUAUUAAUAAUACAAGCAUUACAACACUUAUGUAAAUUAAAACCAGUUUUGUCCCAUACAGGGAUGUAAAAGUUCUUUAAAAUUUCUCUCAAAACAUUCAGAUUUAUUAUCGCUCUUUUGUUAAGACUCAUACUCAAGUCAAGGCAAAAGAAAUCUAACCACAGCUGUUGUUAAAAAAAUAAAUAAAAUCUAACACACACACAAAAUAAGUUGUGUUAAAAUAGCUACUUAAUAAAAGCACCAAAAGGAAUAAAUUCACCCCCCCCCUCCCCCCAGGUCCCUCUAUCAAUAGAGAAAUUUUAUCAAGAUUCAUUUGGAUACUUUUGCAGGAAAAUAGAAGAGCAUGUGUUGCCCCCAGCUGGUGUGCUGCCUUUACAGUAAUGAAAGCUCUGUUGAGGCAUGAUAAUAUGUCACAUUAAACCAACUUAAUUAUAAAUUAAGUUUUUGAACUGGGGCAGCAAAACCUAAAAUACAUUUCAUGACACUGACCUGCAUAUAACUAUGACAAGAUGUCACCAAGGCAUUUUAUCUACUGUUGAUAAAUCAAAAUAAAUCUGAUAAAUUUUUAGAAACUCCUUUUAGGGGCUAUGAAUAAAAUAGCAAAACGAGGUAAGUGUGAAGCUUAAAUAAGAUAUCUUAUUCAAGCUUCACGCAUACCUCAUUUUGCUAUUUUAUUCAUUUACUAAGCAGUCCUUUCAUUUAUAUUUUUUAGGGGCUAACAGCUCAGCUAGUAAAUUUUUACUUUCAUCACUGGUAUCCUUAGUUUUAAGAGCAUUUCAUCAUGAAAUACUAAAAAGCUGCCAUUAAAUGACAUUAAAAUAUGCAGUUAUUACAUUUCUAUCCUUUAGGCUUAAUGACAUUAAAAAAUGCACGCUUGACAGAGGAAAUGCAAAUUCAAGUUAGAUAUAUAUGUAAAAUAAAUUGAAGCAUAACAUGACAUUAGAUUUUUGAAU